This is a messenger RNA of Perognathus longimembris pacificus (Pacific pocket mouse), 1282 nucleotides long. RefSeq names its product optic atrophy 3 protein homolog. Gene Ontology annotation, cellular component: mitochondrion. Gene Ontology annotation, biological process: regulation of lipid metabolic process. Lineage: Eukaryota; Metazoa; Chordata; Mammalia; Rodentia; Heteromyidae. The transcript is spliced from 2 exons. Bases 116 to 703 code for a protein of 195 amino acids. The record is from RefSeq and is a predicted model, not a curated record.
CACGUACGUAGGCACGCACGGCCCACCCGCGGGCGGGGGGGGGGGAGAGGAGUGGAGAGAUCGGAGACGCCCCGCCCCGUGAGCUAGGUUGCGCGUGCUCCGUGCGACCGCCAAGAUGGUGGUGGGCGCAUUCCCGAUGGCGAAGCUGUUCUACCUGGGCAUCCGGCAGGUCAGUAAGCCGCUUGCCAACCGAAUUAAGGACGCCGCUCGCCGAAGUGAGUUCUUCAAGACCUACGUCUGCCUUCCGCCAGCUCAGCUGUACCACUGGGUGGAGAUGCGGACCAAGAUGCGCAUCAUGGGCUUCCGCGGCACGGCCAUCAAGCCGCUGAACGAGGAGGCGGCCGCCGAGCUGGGCGCCGAGCUGCUGGGCGAGGCCACCAUCUUCGUGGUGGGCGGCGGCUGCCUGGUGCUCGAGUACUGGCGCCAGCAGACGCAGCAGCACCGCAAGGAGGAGGAGCGGCGCGCGGCCUGGGAGGCGCUGCGGGUGGAGGUGGGCCGCCUGGGGCUGGCGCUGGAGACGCUGCAGGCGCAGGCGCGGGAGGCGGCGCCGCGGGCCGCGCUGGACGAGCUGAGGGCGGAGCUACAGGAGGUGCACGCCCACCUCUGCCACGCCCACCCCGCCCGAGAUCCUGCCUGCAACUGCCCCGCCCACCAAGACCACGCCCGCCCCGCCGCCCAACCCCACGCCUGCACGGAGAAGUAGGACUUGGAUGUGGCCAGACUUGGAUGUGGCUGCUUGGGCCCCCAUGCUGUCUUCUCCCCCUCGUCCCUGCCUGUGCCGGCCCAGAGGAAUACACCGGAUCGGAUCGCAAUCCAUUGGAUCAGGAUGCACCUUUAGCCUUCAGGCACCCCACUCUCCCCACGGACAGGGGCUGCCUCACCUGGGACCUUCUCAGCCAGUGGAGCCAUCCUGCGCACACGCCCUCCAACUGAGGCCCACAGUGUUCAUCCCCCACCCAGGCCAGCCCGCGGCCCGCAGGUGAUCACCAUCAACCUCCUCUGAGGUAUCAGAAUGAAGCCAGGGCUUGAGCCAGUCGUCUGGCUGCCACUCACAGGACCCUUACUUCCGGGAAUGGCCUGGACUUCUUAGCUCUUCUGGGACAGGGGAAAAAGGAUGGGUUCAAUUCAUCCUGUCUCCCGCAUGGCCAGGUCCCAGUUCCUUCCCCUGAGACCUGAGAGACCCCCCCGCCAGUGUCCAUUCCUCCUCUAGUCUGUGCCACAGCUGUGUAGUGUCAGCCUCCCUCCACAGUGGAGAAUGAUUCAGUCUGGUCUGCAGCCUCAA